AUGUCAACAACGAAGCCGUUGGCGCAUGAGAAGCGCAAGGGCGAAUCUGUCGGUACACCAUCAGCAAAAGGAUAUCAUGGGAACCAGAAGCUCACAACAGGCCAACAGGCUCUUAGCGACUUCGCCGAAUACGUAGAGCAACAGCAGAAUCUACGGUAUCCCACAGCCAAGACAAUAGCUGUCGCGACCACCGAAACCGCCGACGCAAAUACCGAACAUCACGAAGAGCUCGAUGAAUUGUUCGAUAAUCUCGAUCUUGCCGAUUCAGCGCCUCGAGUUCCUCUCAAGCAACUUCUUCUUGAAUCGGGCGAAGACGAAGAUGAUGAGAAACUAAAGCAAUUGGAGAAUCUCGUGUCCGACCGGUUAGACGAAGGUUUUGGUGAAUGUGUCUUUGAGAUCGGAUACGAGAAUCAUGGCGAGUCAAUGAACUUGACAAUUGAUCAAUGGAACCAUGCGUACAAGACAUUACAAAGAGCAGCAAAGAGAGUGCGCGCCGAUUGCGAUCUAUUGUUGACCAAAAAUGUCGGUGGCGAUGUUGAAGCCGCAAGCACCAGCGCCGGUCCGGUGAAGGACAAGAGUUGCAGCGGCAAGGUCCUCAUACGGCAGACUCCUUCUACAAUAGAGGAUGUUAUUGAAACAAGAAUAGCAGUAGUCGGAAACGGUAAUCCAUAUCCUUCCUCGAGGUUCUAUACAGUUGGCACUCGCAACACCAUUGUCGAUGCUGGCAAGAGUUCCAUGUUAGGCGUGCUCGUCAAGGGUGAUCUUGACGACGGACGAGGAAGGGCGCGAGUUAACCUUUUCCGACACAAGCAUGAGAUUGAAACUGGCCGAACCAGCUCUGUCGGUAUGGAGAUCAUGGGCUUUGACACAACAGGCCACGUCAUCACCUCAGAUACUCCAGGACGCAAACUUUCUUGGGAAGAAAUCGGCAAGCGCAGCGCAAAGGUUAUCACUUUUACUGACUUGGCUGGUCACGAGAAGUACCUUAGAACAACCGUGUUCGGUUUGCUCUCCAGUAGCCCAAAUUACUGUCUGCUUAUGGUGGCAGCUAAUAACGGUCUUAUCGGUAUGAGCAAGGAGCAUCUUGGAAUUGCCCUGGCUCUCAACGUCCCCGUCAUGGUUGUUGUUACCAAGAUUGAUAUCUGCCCACCCAAUAUUUUGGAGCAAACGUUGACACAGAUCACCAAGAUCAUGAAGAGUCCUGGUGCUCGCAAGAUACCGACAUUCAUCAAGACGCGCGAGGAGUGUAUCAACACAGCCACACAGUUCGUCAGUCAGAGAAUAUGCCCAGUGUUCCUUGUUUCCAAUGUUACGGGUGAGAAUCUGGAUCUGGUCAGGACAUUCCUAAAUAUUCUCCCUCAUCAUGGACGUUACAAUUCCGAUGCGCCAUUCGAAUUCCAUGUCAACGACACUUUCUCGGUGCCUUUCACGGGAACCGUCGUCUCCGGCAUCAUCAAGUCCGGUGUGAUCCACGAAGGCGACAACGUCCUUAUUGGACCCGACUCGUUGGGACAGUUCAUCUCUACAGGUGUUAAGUCAAUUGAACGCAAGAGGAUAAGAGUACCCGCUGCGUCAGCAGGCCAGUCUGCCUCUUUUGCUCUCAAGAAGGUCAAGCGCAAAGAUGUGAGAAAGGUCCUUAUUCUCUCCCAUGCCACCACCAUCAAGACUAAAUACCAGGCUAUGCUACAUGUUGGUCCCGUUUCUCAGACCUGUGCGAUAAUUGACAUCGACCGAGAGCUCAUUCGCACAGGAGAUCGCGCAACAGUUGCAUUCCGCUUCGUUCAGCGUCCUGAGUAUCUUGCUCCAGGAGAUAGGCUUCUCUUCCGUGAAGGCCGAACCAAGGGCCUUGGCAUAGUCAAGUCUGUCGGUUACGACCCUGAGCACCCGUUGAUGCCCAGCAAGGAUGGCGACAAGGAAAAGGAGAAGCAGCCUGUCAACUCCGAGGUUAGUGUCGGGGCCUGA
Messenger RNA from Fusarium pseudograminearum CS3096, 1962 nucleotides. RefSeq lists its product as uncharacterized. The transcript is spliced from 4 exons. Bases 1 to 1962 code for a protein of 653 amino acids. NCBI's taxonomy places the organism in Eukaryota, Fungi, Ascomycota, Sordariomycetes, Hypocreales, Nectriaceae. Gene Ontology annotation, molecular function: GTPase activity; translation elongation factor activity; GTP binding. Gene Ontology annotation, biological process: translational elongation. The record is from RefSeq and is a predicted model, not a curated record.